Hyphopichia burtonii NRRL Y-1933 is the source of this 877-nucleotide messenger RNA. RefSeq names its product Bfa1p (gene BFA1). Gene Ontology annotation, cellular component: SIN/MEN two-component GAP complex; mitotic spindle pole body. The record is from RefSeq and is a predicted model, not a curated record. NCBI's taxonomy places the organism in Eukaryota, Fungi, Ascomycota, Pichiomycetes, Serinales, Debaryomycetaceae. The transcript has a single exon. Bases 7 to 876 code for a protein of 289 amino acids. Gene Ontology annotation, biological process: regulation of Ras protein signal transduction; mitotic spindle orientation checkpoint signaling. Gene Ontology annotation, molecular function: GTPase activator activity.
GCCCGAAUGAAUCAAGACAUUGAAUUACAAAAACAACAAUUAUUAAAUAAAUAUAUGGAGAUAUCAGAAAAGCAAAAGCGAUUAAAUGGCAAACAAAAUCAACAAAAUAGAAAUUCUCAAAGAAAUGAAAGUCCAACUAGUCCCAGACUGAAAUUAAAUUCUUCACAAAAGAAUAAUUCUAGAAAUAAAAAGAGAAUAGGGCUUGUUAGGUAUUCUAAUAACGAAGCCUUACCUCAAUCGACGAUUCAAAAUUCCAAAAUGAAGUUUAAUCCCACGGAUGCAAGGUGGGAAGGUAAUGACAUUGAUUUAUUGAGAUUUGAAAAUAUAGCACCGUCAGCCAAUAGUUUAAAUAAAAGUCAAUCCAAUAGAUUAAUUAACGCUCAAGAUUUUGAUCAGAAGACCCACAAGAUACACGGAAAUAUGGUAUUUGAUUCCGAAAAUCUUAGGUGGAUCAAUCUUGAUGCAGAUGACGGAGAUGAUGUUUUCAAUGAUAUUCUGAAUUUGAAUUCGAAUCAAGAGCCAGAACUAAAUAGAAGUAUAAGUUUCAAACGAUCCGGCUCUACCAAGAGAGGCUUUAGUCAUUCAAACCAAAGAGCCAAUUCUACUAGCUCGUUAGCUAGUUCUGAGAUUCCUAGAAGUGAAAUUGAUGAUGUUGAAAAUGAUUCUGACGAAGUGUCUAAUGAUACCGAGACUGAAUUAUUUAAUAUUUCUGACAAGACAAUCGAAAGAUUUUUGAAGGAAGAGCAAAAGAUUAUUAAAAAGACCAAGUAUUGGUUUCAUAAUAAUGCAACUUAUAAUUUGAAUAGCAGAUCUAAUUUCUCACCCGAGUAUUUCUGGGAAAUUCGUAAGAUGGUUAUUGAUGGUGAUGAAGACUAAU